AUGAAGUCGUUGCUCUGCAUUGUUAGCCUCAUCUGUUUUCUAUCAGCUGCUCACUCUAGAAUCUCCGGCAUUUACACCGGCGGCACAUGGAAGACAGCCCACGCCACCUUCUACGGCGGCCAAGACGCUUCCGGCACAAUGGGUGGUGCUUGUGGUUAUGGGAAUUUGUACAGCCAAGGCUACGGCUUGAACACGGCAGCACUAAGCACGGCUCUAUUCAACGACGGCUUCAGUUGCGGAUCCUGCUUUGAAAUAAAAUGCGAUGCGCCGGAGGACCCCAAGUGGUGUAAACUCGGGAGUCCUUCAAUUUUUGUUACCGCCACCAAUUUCUGCCCACCAAAUUACGCAUUGCCCAGUGACGACGGCGGAUGGUGCAACCCCCCUAGGCCCCACUUCGAUCUCUCCAUGCCCAUGUUUCUCCAUAUCGCCGAGUACAGAGCCGGCAUCGUGCCUGUCAACUUUCGCCGGGUACCAUGCAAAAAACAAGGGGGAAUAAGAUUCACAAUAAACGGGAAUAGUUACUUCAACCUGGUUCUGAUUACCAACGUCGCGGGUGCAGGGAAUAUAGUGCGGGUGAGCAUCAGAGGUACAAAAACCCAAUGGAUGUCCAUGAGCCGCAACUGGGGGCAAAACUGGCAAACCGGUUCAGUUCUUGUGGGCCAGGCUUUGUCAUUUAGAGUCACAGGCAGUGACGGACGCACGUCAACCUCAAGGAACGUGGCACCAGCUGAUUGGCAGUUUGGACAAACCUUCUUGGGCAAGGGUUUAGGAAAAUUGUAG
Molecule: messenger RNA, 780 nt
Organism: Fraxinus pennsylvanica
Lineage: Eukaryota; Viridiplantae; Streptophyta; Magnoliopsida; Lamiales; Oleaceae
Source: the annotation of a GenBank genome assembly